GCGCUUGGUUGAAAUCGUUGACGUUGAGAUACUACAUCUCGACUCGGCUGCAAACAAAAAGAUCGAGCCAGCGCCAACGUGGGUACGGUACGGACUAAGUUAUACGUACACUAGAGCGAAAUUUUGCUAUGCUGAGAAUUACAACGUCCAUACUCAGACGACACAGCUUACUUUCACACCUUUCUGUUUGUAAUUCUUUUUGUGAUAUGUCUCCUGGCGUUGAGUCACCUGCUAAGAAGCAGAAAAUGGAGGUAGAUAGUGCUGAGGACCCCAUGGACGCUUCUGUUUUGCGAUUCAAGAGAGUAUCUCCUGAUGCAAUCGCCCCCGUUCGAGGCUCCGAGCAUGCUGCUGGUUUUGAUUUGUAUAGUUGUGAGAGUAAGGUUGUAAAAGCCAAGGAUAAAGCUUUAAUUCCAACUGGUCUCCAAAUUGCUCUGCCUGAAGGCUGCUAUGGAAGGAUAGCUCCAAGGUCAGGAUUGGCAUCAAAGCAUUUCAUUGAUGUUGGAGCUGGUGUAAUUGACAGAGACUACAGAGGGGAUGUAUAUGUACUUCUAUUCAAUUUCUCCAAUGCUGACUUUGAAGUGAAGAAAGGAGUAAGGAUAGCACAGUUGAUUUGUGAGCGUAUUCUCAUGCCAACACUAGUUGAAACACAAACAUUAGAUGAGACAUCACGAGGAGAAGGGGGCUUUGGAUCUACAGGGACAAAAUAAGUAACUAGCAGGAAAUCUAGAAUGCAGUCUGUGACAUUAGACAGUGCUGUGCAGGUAGAAUUUUACAAGCUUUUCCCAUUUUUUUUUUUUUUUGGGGGGGGGGGGCGGCUACUGAUUUCACAUAAUGUUGAAUCAUGCUAUUGUUACUUCUUUUUACCAGCAAACUUGCAGUCCUGAAAUUAGGGUCAAGCAAACCUAUGAAAUAACGGCUUACCUAUAGUGUGUCCAAGAAAAAACAAACAAACCUGGGAUUCCCAUGUUUUUUUUCUUCAAAGGCAAAUGAAUUAUGGUAUUUCAUUUGCAUCAGCAUACAAUUCAAUUAUUCCUCUAUAUUUUGAUAGCUGAUAUGAGACAAACACUCCACACAUCAAUGAGCAACAAGAGUUUGUAAUUUUAAUGUCAAAAUCAGGUUGCGCAGAGCAGAAAAAUUGGGCUAGAUUUGUUUAACAAAGCGAUGACUGUGUUUAUUCGACCGUCGGCUUAUUAACAUUUCUUUUGUAGUUUUAGUCACUGAUCUCUAAAAUGAGAAAGAUUUUAGAUUUACGUGCUGAGUUUCUGCACAAACUGUUUUGAUAUGCCUCAAUAUUCAAUAUUCAUGGUUUGUAAUCUGCCCUGCGUGAACAAUUUGCUAAGCUUUCAGUCUCAAUUUAAUGAAGAGAUUCCACUCUUAAAGUAAGUGUCAAAUUUAUCGUAAAAACAUUCAGUAAAUGUGAAAUUUAUCUCUGAAAAUGGGUUUCGUUUUUUGUGGCAUGUACUGUAUGUAUGCUAAGUAAAUAUCUAGAAAAAAACUUCUGAAUUGAUGUUCUAAGAUCAUGAAAAUCUGAAAUAUGCAGAAAACACAGCCCAAUUUAGUUAAGAAAUUCCAUAAAUUGUAGAUAGUUUAGUUUUGUAUUGACAAAAAUUUAUCAAACUGAGGAAAAAAAUUGUUCGAUAUGUAAGCAAAGAAAAUAUCUUUGUCCAUUUUAUGGGAGAAAAAUCCUUCUAAACUCAACUCAUUUGAAUAUAAACCAUAAUUUUAUUAUAAUGAAAUAUUUUUCACUGUUUCAUAUUUUCACAAUUACUUUAUCAAACUAGAAGGUAGACGCCAAUAUAAUCUGUUUUUACUGCGUAAGUACUUCUAAGAAAGCCUACUACUGUACUCUGAGAAUGCUGGAUUUACCACCCAAACUAAACUUCAGUCAUUGUUGAUUGUACCCCAGUUAUCGCUUGCCUUUCACACUUAUCCUCUGCUUUUUAUUUUCUAUGAACUAUGUAGCAUUCAUAGGAUUGAAUUUGUAGGUGUAUGAUAGUGACUGAUCAGAUAAGAUUUUUGGUCAAGGGUUUUGUUUAUUUUUGUAAUAACUAUAUUUAUGACAUCAUGAGGCUUGGAUACAGGGACUCUUUAAAAAAAUAAAUCUUGGUUGGUGUAAUUUAUCCAUUAUUACCACAUGUCAUGAAUUAGAGAAUGUGAGGACAAAAGUCAUGUUGAGUUUUAUAUAUACAAUAUAUAUAUGUGUAUCAGGAGCGGAUCCAGCCUCCGCCAAUAGGGGGGCCCAAAAAUUUUUUCACCCAUAUUUUCCCCGAUCGGCUGCUCAAAGAUCAUUUUUUUUCUUUCUUGAUCGUGAUUUUUUUUUUGGGGGGGGGGGGGCAAAAUGCCCAUGUCCUAACAGUUUUGACAGCUUUAUUCUUAUAAACAAUAAAGAUGGGUAAUAAUUUCAUAAGCCCUAUUUGAAUAGUGUGAGCGUGAAGUGCGAGCUAAACAAUUUUGAAAUUUCAUGUAUUUUGUCCUGAAAAUUGAACAUUCUGGGCAAUGUUUGUGAACCUGAACAAGAUGCGUAUGUAACUAGAUAAUUACUGCGAGCGCGAGCAGAAAUUUUUAUAUUGCGUUCUGGGCUUGUCGAAAAGGGACCUGUUGAGGAUGUUUUGCAGUUAGCCAUUAAGACGAUACAUAUUUAUUUAUAUAGGAGCGCAAAGCGCGAGCUGAAAAUCUUUUGACGUUCCGGCCUAAAAAAUUAACGUUCUAUGCACUUUUUGUAAUCAUGAACAGUAUAAGUAUAUAACCAAACAAUUGAUGCGAGCGCGAAGCGCGAGCAGAAAAAAAUUGAGAUUUCAAACCUAAAAACGGGACACUCUUCAUGUUUUGUAAAUUAUUUAAAAAAUUUGGUAUAAUUUGGUAUCUUCCUACAUUAAUAAUGCGAGUGCAAAGCAUGAGCAGAAAACUUUUGAGAUUCUGAUCUGAAACUGGAUAUAUAGGCUCAUAAUGAUUUAAAUAGAGAACAAGCUGUGUAUCUGAAUAAACAUGCGUGCGCGUGUUUCAGAUUUUGACGUAGAAUCUGGGCAUUCUAAAUAUCUUUUUUCAUCAUGAAAAUCAAUAAAGCGAGCGCGAGCUUAAAAUAUUUGAUAUUCCGAUCUGAAAAAAGCUCUGUAUUUCAAGCAAUUUGUAGGAAAAUUGUGAGGUGGAUAUCAAUCACAGUUGAAAAAAGAUCUGAUAUGUUUCAUUAUUAUUAGUUUGAGUUUUGACGUAGGACAGGGACAUUCUAAGAAGAUUAUAUCACCAUAUGAAAAUGAUGACUAUCUUCCUAUUUCUCUUCCUAAGCGGGAGAUGAAACUUGUCGAUAUUCCAUUCUGAAAAAGGGUCAAUUUGAUUAUUAAAUUAAUAUCUUAUUUAUUAAUCUAAUAAGCCUAAUGAGAACGAGAAAUCUGUUAAUUUAUUAUGGCCUGAAAACUGGACAUUUAAAGCACGUUUGUAAUUAUGAAUAAGAUGCACGAGUUAAUAUAUUUUCAACAAUCAAUGCAAGCGCAAAUCGCGAGCCGAAAUUUUUGAUAAACUGUCAUGAAAUUGGGAUUUUAAGUAGUUUGUUAUAGAAUUAAUAUUGGGAUAUACAUAUCAAAUCACCAAUCAAAAUGCGAGCGUGCAGCUGUUACGUUUUGACAAUUUGACCUGAAUAGGGAUAUUUGAGAACUUUAUGGAAUGAUACAGGAAAAUAAUAGGUACCUGACAAAUCAAAUUUUGCGAGCGCGCAGCGCGAGCAGAAAAUGUUAACAUUCAGAAGAUAAAACAUAAAUUUUUACAGAGCACUUUUUAAAAAUCAAUUUGUAAAUCAAUUUAAAAAUCAAUUUGUAAAUAAUGAAAGUUCGAUUUCCGAGCUGAAAUAUGUUUUAUAUAUUGACUUCAAAAUUUGAUAUUUAAGCUCCUUAUUGAGCAAGAUAUAUAAAUCACCUAAAAGGCAAUGCGAGCACGUAGUCUUCCCCUCAUCUUAUUAUAUUCACUCGUCUUCCUCCUUUUAUGUUUCUCUUUCUUUUUUCUCUCUUUUCCCUUCUUUUUCUUUUUUUUAUUUCUUUCACCCUUUUUUCUUUUUUUUUGCUCCACCAAUAGGGGGGGCCCGGGCCCCCCUGGAUCCGCCUAUGUGUAUAUAUAAAUAUAUAUACAGUGCAUCCUACAAAAAACGAAACCAAGAUUUAUCGAUGAUUGAUCAUGCCUUAACCCUAAUUCUCCCGGGGGGGGGGGGGCAUAAUGGCCCCCCCCCCCUUGACAAUUUUCGUGAUAUAUCUGCUGCGCAAAUUUUUUUGACCUCGCCGCUCACUGAAUUUUUACUUUCAAGUCUCGCGCAAAUUUUGAGACCAAAUUUGUGACGCCCGGGUACACGGUUACGACAUUACGCAAUAUUAUGUAAGUGCAUGUCAGACCCAAAAUUGCUCAUAAACGUGAUUUCAUGUACAAAUCCAAUGCAAAUUGUGUAUUUAGCCAAAAUUCAUAAAUGUAUCAUUAUUUCUACUUUUACUGAUUAAACUGAAUAAAUUUUGCCUUGGUUAUGAUCAGAACUAAGUCUGGAAUGAUUUCCAUUGAAAAAACAAUAAAAAACAAAAAGUAAAAAAACAAAGAAAUACAUAAGAAAUUCAUAAAACAAUAAAAUACAUAAGAAAUUGAUUUCCGAACCGAAGUUUUUUUAAUUGCGAUUGUUAAGAUUGCUACAAAGAAUUUUUUUACCAAAAAUUAGCAUUCUAGGAGCUUUAUUUAGUGAAUUAUAGCAAAAAGUAUGAUUUAUGCAUAAAUUAGCAUAAUUAAUUCAUAUAAAAUAAAAUCUCAUUAUUUUGGAAAAUUUUACCAUACAGCCUUGUAGAUUACAUCGCACACUACCAGUGUGCAAAUUUUUGCGUCGCUCGCGCAAUCGGCGGCCGAGAUCCCCCCCCCCCGGGAUUGACAAGAAUCAAAAUACCCCGGGAGAUUGAGGGUUAAUCGAAAAUACAAUAAACAAAUGACCUAUCAUUGUAAAGCGUAGAGUCUCUUUCAUUUGAAAUAUCUUGGAUUAUUCCUCAUUCAUGCAUGAGUGAGCGAAAAAAUUUGAAGAAAGAAAAUCACAAUUUUGAAUAGUUCAACAUCUGCUCUUUAAUUUGAUACCUAAAUUACAGAAAACAUUCAAGAAAUAACAUAGCUCUGUUUAUUUGAAAUAAGGCUUGAAUUCCAAUAAUUUCAUAAAAUGAAGAGGUUUUACUAGAUAGCUUUCAGACUUACUCAACACUCCGUUUUGUUGAUGAUCAGCCAUGCAAAAGUCUUUUGUUAACCGUGCAAUAGCUUUGGUGGGACACCGGUGAAAUUACGUAUGUUUCAUGUAAUUAUGGAAAUACAAGCGUUACGAAGAAACAUAACUUUGUUAUUUAUUGACCAUUUUCUGCGAUUUAGCUAUCAAAUUAACGAGGAGAUAUUGAACUUUUUAGGCAUGUGAUUUUCUUUUUGAAAUUUUGAUACCCCCUGGCAAAUGACUUUUUCCUAUCCUUUCUUCAAAUUGUUUUUACUCACUCGGGCGUGGAUGAGAAAUCUUGUUUGUUAUACCAGCUGAAAGAGGACAUUCAAAGCUUUAUAAUGAUAGGUCAUUUGUCUAUUUGUGAUCAACUUAUUAUAAAUCAUCGCUAAACCUCGGUUUUGUUUUUUGUGGGACGCACUGUAUAUAUAUAUAUCCUAAUCAAUUCGGUAACAAAGGUAAAUAGUAAAUAACUGAAUAAAACACAUGUGAUUAAACUCAAAAUCAACAAAAGAAGGCAUAAAAUUACACAUUAACACUAUGGAGCCAAUAGAUGGUAGCAAACAAAAAGUUAUUGGAAGGGUAAAAUUUUAAUGUACAUAUAAAGUACAAUUAACCUAUUAGGUAAGAGAAAUGGGUACUUCAAGAUAUAUAAUGUAAAAAUGUUAUGAUAUUGUGUGUGUGUAUUUGAGUUUUGUCAGACGUGUUUCAAUCAGAUAUGAUUAUUU
Molecule: messenger RNA, 5934 nt
Organism: Lytechinus pictus (painted urchin)
Lineage: Eukaryota; Metazoa; Echinodermata; Echinoidea; Temnopleuroida; Toxopneustidae
Product: deoxyuridine 5'-triphosphate nucleotidohydrolase-like
Exons: 5
Coding region: 129-707 (192 amino acids)
Biological process (GO): dUTP catabolic process; dUMP biosynthetic process
Molecular function (GO): dUTP diphosphatase activity; magnesium ion binding
Source: RefSeq, a predicted model, not a curated record